UAAACAAAACUACAGCUAAAGUGACAGUAAACAAAGCUUCAUGUGUGACAGCCGCUGAAACCUUUGGCUAAGUUAUCGUCAAAGUUUCAAUUAGCACUCGUAGUUAGUGGCUAACGUACCGCAAGGUGCUCUGAAAUAGACUUUCUCCAGGCAUCUUCACUGUUCUCUGAUGGACCCAUCUAACAAUGCGGUGCACCUCAACCACAGGAUGGAGGCUGUGGCACUGAAUGACGGCCCUGCUCCCGACGGCUCCUCCGGACAGAGGGAUACCUCGCCUGCAGACAUGCUGAGAAUAAGACAGCAGAUGUCCAACCAGUGCUUUGAGAUGGCAGUACAGCUCAAUGCAGAAAAAAGUAAGAGGUCGUGCAGUACAUCUGAAGCUGAGAGAGACUUACCAGAUUAUGUCAGUGAACUGGAAACUGUCAAGACAAAUCAUUUUAACAGCACAUUGACACUACACAGAAUGCAGAUGUGGCAUGCUAUUGGAGAAAACCUGAAACAAAAUGAUGCAGAGGCUGAUGAACUGAAAGCUGUGAGCGAUCACUGCAUGAGUCUUUGUUCACGUAUAAAACAACUUCAGAAAGAGUCUAGAGCUCUUCAAGAUGAAAUUUCAGAAAUACAGAAGAAGAGGCUUGAGAUGAAACGGCUCACACAUGAGAAAAUGAAAGAGAUGGAAGAGUUUAUGUCCAAGAAAGAUCAUCCAGAUACAGAGAAGUACAAAGCAGUGUUGGAGAAAGGCCAAGCCAACCUGGAGAAAUAUAAAAAGAUGACCAUCAUGACACAGAAUGUCCUCAGGGGUAUCCUCUUGGCCUGUAAAGUCAACUGGCUGGAUGAUCCCAAACUUCGAGACAUUGUCAUGACACUGGAGGAGUUUCCUAUCUCUGACUAGAUAAUGACUCUAUUUACUCAUGUUUAUAUGUUUCUGUGUUGUA
Seriola dumerili (greater amberjack) is the source of this 932-nucleotide messenger RNA. It is a transcript of the gene cenph, whose product is annotated as centromere protein H. The record is from RefSeq and is a predicted model, not a curated record. Gene Ontology annotation, biological process: chromosome segregation; mitotic spindle organization; kinetochore assembly. Gene Ontology annotation, cellular component: nucleus; kinetochore. Bases 170 to 889 code for a protein of 239 amino acids. Gene Ontology annotation, molecular function: kinetochore binding. The transcript has 10 exons. NCBI's taxonomy places the organism in Eukaryota, Metazoa, Chordata, Actinopteri, Carangiformes, Carangidae.